AUGGCUGCCAGCUCAGAACUUUUUCAGGUGGAAAUGCUAAUGAAGGGCAUACAGGAGGUCGCAGAGCAAAAUAGCGCCACCAAGCGGCAGGUGGAGGAAAGGCACCAGGCGCUCGCCGAAAAGUUUCAAAACGUCGUGGGGAACUUGCAGGAAGCGAUGUCGGCUUCUCUGUUGGAGCAGGAUUCCCAGAAGGAAAAUGCUGAAGCCGCGCUGAAGGAAGCAGCAGAGAACGAAGCGGAGGUUCGCGCGUGGGAGGAGGAGCAGGAGAGGCGGGUAGCCGCGCUCAGGGCGGGGUAUGACGGCAUGCUGGGGGAGAUGGCGGCGGCUCUGCAGAGGGGGAAAGCACAGGAGCAGGAAAGAUACGAAGACGUCCGCCAGAGGGUGCAGUUGAGCUGCCAGCAGCUGCGGACGGACAUGAAGGAGCGGUACGACCGGAUGAGGUUCGAACUGGACGAGCGGCAGGGACGGAUGAACGCCAAGCAUGAUAAAGAGUCGAAGGAUCUGCAGAGGAUGACUGACCUGGCGCGACUGCGCGUGCGCGAGGCGGAACAGGAGCUGGCCAUGGUGCUCAUGCGCACAGAACACGCCAAGCACGAACUGCGCAUGCUCAGGAGGAAGUUCUUUCCGUCAGAGGACCCCAAGAAGAAGAAGACGAAGGUACCUCGACAGGAGGUCACGGACGACUUGAACUCUGACCUGGACCGGCUGGUGAAGGAACUGGGCAUGCGCGUGCAGGAGUUCAACCAGAUCGAGGUGCAGAUUGAGCUCCACCUAGCGGGGGAAACCGGAGGUGCAGGAGAUGGCGGCUGCGCACAGGACGGCGACCUGAACCCGGAGGAGGAGAUGGCCCGGCUGGAAACCGCCCUCGACUUCAAACUGCGCGAGAUCGAGUCUCUGCAGCGGCGCAUGCGCGACAAGCAGAUCCAGAUGUCCUACGGAAGGAGCGACUCCAAGUCUCAAGACUUCUUCAAGUCUCGCGAGAUCUUCGGCAGUCGCCGCUCCGGGCUCCGGACCGGAAGCAGGCCGCCCGCUACAUCCGGUGGGAGGUCUGACGUCACCUGGGAUUCCGUCACGAGCGUCGUUCGUCUCAGCUCUGACGAGAGCCUGUCGCCAUGGCGACAGAGGUCACUGACCCCGCUGUCUCCCACAACGUCACCGCCAAGAGAGGACCAGGAAGUGACGUCAUCUCCAGAAGGCCUGUCGAGCGGAAUCGGGAGCCUGAAAGCGGGACCGGGCAGCGGAAUCGGCAGCUUGAAUCAGAGCUGGGGUUCGUCCAUCUCCGUGGAUCAUCGGAGACGGCUCGCGCCCCUUCGGGCUCCCGGCAGCGCGCCCGAAGUCUCCCGGAAAGAGGCGAGCGGACCCGAAGGACGCCCUCGCUGCUCGUCGUCUCCGUCCGUAAGGACCAAGGCAGAGCAUUAGCGCUUUGUUCAGCACGGCAGGGAUA
Molecule: messenger RNA, 1444 nt
Organism: Branchiostoma belcheri (Belcher's lancelet)
Lineage: Eukaryota; Metazoa; Chordata; Leptocardii; Amphioxiformes; Branchiostomatidae
Product: protein CROWDED NUCLEI 2-like
Exons: 7
Coding region: 1-1419 (472 amino acids)
Source: RefSeq, a predicted model, not a curated record